AAGACAGAAAACCGAGGACGGAGGGAUGACAACGGAGAGCUACGAUGACCCUCACAAACCUCUACCCUCGCUGGUGGUGCAUAUCAGGGGCCUGGUUGAUGGCGUUAUGGAGUCUGACCUGGUGGAGGCGCUGCAGGAGUUUGGCGCUAUUAGUUAUGUCGUCAUGAUGCCCAAGAAGCGCCAGGCUCUGGUGGAGUAUGAGGAAAUGAAUGGUUCCUGCAAUGCUGUCACAUAUGCAGCUGAUAACCAGGUUUACAUUGCAGGCCACCCUGCCUUCAUCAAUUACUCCACUAGCCAGAAGAUCUCCCGACCAGUAGACUCUGAUGACACACGAAGUGUCAACAGUGUGCUGCUGCUCACUAUUAUCAACCCCAUUUAUCCUAUCACCACGGAAGUACUCUAUACCAUUUGCAACAACUGUGGUCCUGUACAGAGGAUUGUCAUCUUUAGAAAGAAUGGCGUUCAGGCUAUGGUUGAGUUUGAUUCGGUCCAAAGUGCGCAGAGGGCCAAAGCCUCUCUGAAUGGUGCAGAUAUCUAUUCUGGCUGCUGUACUCUGAAAAUUGAAUAUGCCAAGCCUGCUCGCCUCAAUGUCUUCAAGAACGAUCAAGACACGUGGGACUACACAAACCCCAACCUGAGUGGUCAAGAUGCUGAUGGUGAUGGCAAUUGGAACAAUUCACAAGAUCCCAAUGCCAAUCCCAACAAACGGCAGCGGCAGCCUGCACUCCUGGGAGAUCACCCUCCGGAUUAUGGUGGCCCACAAGGAGGUUAUCACAGCUACAAUGAUGACAGCUAUGGGCACCCUCCUCAUCGCAUGGGACCUGCUAUGGGUGGGCGUGGUCGUGGUAGCCAGCGCUACGGCUCAGGAUAUGGACCGCCCCCUCCUGAGUAUGGCCCUCAUGCUGAUUCCCCUGUUCUUAUGGUUUAUGGUCUUGAACCAUCAAAGAUCAACGCUGACAAAGUUUUCAACAUCUUCUGCCUCUAUGGCAAUGUACAGCGGAUCAAGUUCAUGAAGAGUAAGCCCGGGGCAGCGAUGGUGGAGAUGGGAGAUUGUUAUUCUGUGGACAGGGCCAUUACUCACCUCAACAACAACUUUCUGUUCGGACAAAAACUCAAUGUUUGUGUAUCCAAGCAGCAAGCUAUUGUUCCAGGGCAAAGCUACCAAUUGGAGGACAACACCAGCAGCUUCAAAGACUUCCAUGGAUCCCGUAACAACCGCUUCACUUCCCCAGAGCAGGCAGCCAAGAACCGCAUCCAGCAUCCCAGCAAUGUCCUACACUUCUUUAAUGCACAGCCUGACAUCUCCACGGAGAUCUUCAACCAGGUCUGUGAAGAAUUGGGAAUUAAGAAACCCACAACUGUGAAACUGUUCACAGGGAAGAGUGAGCGAAGUUCAUCCGGUCUGCUGGAGUGGGAAUCCAUCAACGAUGCCAUGGAAGCCCUGGCUAUGAUGAACCAUCACCAGAUGAAAAACCCCAGUGGGCCUUACCCUUACACACUGAAGUUGUGCUUCUCGACUACACACAACACCAACUAAAUACUCCUUCAGCUGUUCAUAAUGAUUUGUGAGGAUGCAUAAAAUAAACCAUAGCUCUGUCAGUUAGCAUUCAGUCAGUAUUGACAGAAAAAUGACCUUGAUGUACUUUAGAUUACUUUCUCAUACAAUUUUUUUUAAGUCCUUUUCAUUUAAUUUUUCAAUCCAGUGUUUUAUAUGUUCACAACACCAGAGCAAAACCUCCAGUGCUCUGAAAUGAGGUCAGUUUGAUGUAGACCCUUGUGUUUGCUUUUUAAAUAAAAUGAUUGGGAACCAUUA
Molecule: messenger RNA, 1813 nt
Organism: Thalassophryne amazonica
Lineage: Eukaryota; Metazoa; Chordata; Actinopteri; Batrachoidiformes; Batrachoididae
Gene: hnrnpl
Product: heterogeneous nuclear ribonucleoprotein L
Exons: 14
Coding region: 26-1537 (503 amino acids)
Biological process (GO): mRNA processing; regulation of RNA splicing
Cellular component (GO): nucleus
Molecular function (GO): mRNA binding
Source: RefSeq, a predicted model, not a curated record